AUGUAAAUAUUCAAAAGUGACAUUUUUUUUGUCAUGCGCUCUCUUCCGUACCGCCUAAAAUUUCUGUAAUGUUGGAUUCGUAUUGUUUAGAUAUUUUUUAUAUUUUUCUAGGAAUUUUCAUUCUAGUGUAUCUAGCAAUUUUUGAGUAUUGCGGUCAUGUAAGCAAAAAAUCAACAACUUCUAGACAAGCACAAUCACAAACAAUAGGAUCUUAUGGUUAUGGAGAUUGCGAUGGACCUCAUAUCUGGAAAGACAAUUUCCCAAAUGCCUGCGGAGAGAAUCAAAGUCCUGUAAACCUACAAUCACCAUGUGCCAUAGUUGUUCAUGCCGAAACACUUCUGAAUCCUUUGGAAUUUUCCAGAGAGUAUCGUUCGUUUCCUCCAGAAUUGAUCCUGAUCAAUGAUGGGCAUACUAUUAAUAUCUGCCCUGAAUUCAAAGAAUGUCCAACACCAAAAAUUUCUGGCGGACCAUUAGAUGGAUCUUAUGAGUUGCACAGCCUAAAUCUUCGUUGGGGCCCAAAUGAUGAAGAAGGUACUGAACAUAUGGUAGACAAUAAGAGAUUUGCGAUGGAGAUGCAAGUAACAUUCAUGAGAGCAGGACACAGAAAUAAAUAUAUUGCGGCUGAUGCUGGAGAUGUUAUCAUGAUUGCAUACAUUUAUGAGAUUACACCAAUAGACAACCCAUUUUUGGACAUAAUUUUGGAACCUCUUGGAACAAACUCUGUUUCAUUCAAGAGAUAUGAAAUAGAACCUAUUCCAGUAUCACUUCUCGCUCCAUGUUUCUCCAGAGGAUACUUCAGUUAUGUUGGUUCAUUGACACAUCCACCAUGCACAGAAGGAGUUAGAUGGAUAGUACAACCUGAGCCCCUUUCCAUAUCCUGUCGUCAGAUAAAGAAAUUACGGAAGACACCAAUGCUUUACUGUGAACAAAAAACUAAUACCAGACCUGUUCAGGAAUUGAACAGUCGGGAAAUAAUUUAUUAUGAUUAAAAAAUUUGGGUACA
Molecule: messenger RNA, 1003 nt
Organism: Harmonia axyridis
Lineage: Eukaryota; Metazoa; Arthropoda; Insecta; Coleoptera; Coccinellidae
Product: carbonic anhydrase 2-like
Exons: 4
Coding region: 69-989 (306 amino acids)
Cellular component (GO): cytoplasm
Molecular function (GO): carbonate dehydratase activity; zinc ion binding
Source: RefSeq, a predicted model, not a curated record